CGUAGAUUUACAGUCAAUUCAGACGUGUAUCUUUGCGUCAGACGGAAGUGUCCUACCAAACAGUUGAAACAUGAACAGUCCUAUGAGCCCUCGCUUGGUCUAAACUUGUUAUCAUGUUAUCAUCCGCCUUAAUGUUAGACUUCGAAAAUAAACAACUUUAUCCAGUGAUGGAUAGUGAGGCAGGCAUCACGUCCAUCGACCAGGGAGGAGAGUGGGACAUAAGCCUGUUCGAUGAGCUGGGCAACCUAGGAGAUGCAGAUGAGCUGUUUGAGGCCCUGGAGAAUGGUGGCUAUGCCAUUGAGGGUCCAGAUCUGGACUUUGAUAUCGACAUACCUCCAUGGAAUGCAGUGGACACAUGCAGCACCUGCACAGAUGGUGAGGUGAGCGUGGACUCUCUGUCACCUGCCCACACUCUGAGCUCUGUCCCCUCUCCUGCCUCUGUGGAAGCUUUGUCCCCUUACUCCUUACAAGAUGAGGCCCUGUCGCCACAGUCACAGCCCUCUCCCGUUUCAGUCUGCUCAGAGUCCAGUGACUUUUCUGAAAUCUCCUCCCCAGCUAAGAGAGCUCCAAAGAGGACCAGCCAGACUGCACGAGCUCAGCCAAUCAAGAGGCCGAUUCAGAUCGGCCCCAAAGUUUCCAUCCAGCCCAAACCGCUGAUUACAGCUGUGCAGUUGGCUCCUGCAGCAGCUCCCCUGCAGGCCAAGACUAUCAUCAUCCAGCCCCUGCAGACCACUGUGCUGCCUGUGGUCAAACCAGCUCAGGUCAACAUCCAACCAGCGCCUCCUCCAGGUCGCCCUGUAGUGCUGUCUCAGCCAAGCCAGGUGCUACAGAUCCAGACACCAAAGGCUGUCACCAGCAAUGUGGUCGCCAUGCCAACACUCAGCCAGGAGGGGCCUGUCCCUGUCGCUGCUCCAGCAGUGGUCUCCGUCACACUUCGAACCCCUUCCUCAGAUGAUGAUUCGAAGUUGUCCCAGAGGCAGCAGCGCAUGAUAAAGAACCGUGAGUCAGCAUCCCUGUCUCGGAAAAAGAAGAAAGAGUAUCUUCUGUCGCUGGAGGCUCGCCUGAAAUUGGCAUUGUCUGAGAAUGAGGCUCUCAAGUGUGAGAAUGGGAACCUCAAGAGACAGCUGGAGGGCCUGCUGAGUGAGAACACAGUACUAAAGGCGACAGCACCCAAGAGGAGAGCCGUGUGCCUCAUGGUGGUUUUGGUGUUCUUCGUGUUUAAUGUUGGACCAAUGAGUUUGUUUCAGGGUGACCCAGGCUCCAAGCUCGAAGUUGUUUCCAUGCAGCACAGCGGCAGACACCUGCUGGAUUUCUCCCCAGAGGCAGAAACUGAGGUCGUGAUGGGCCCCGAGCCCCUCGGCAGCGGCCCCCCUGAGAUGGCCGACAGCUCUGAGGAUAAGGCCCUGAUGGUGGUGAAGGAUCCCAUCUUCCUCAGACCUCCUCCCCCCUGCCAGCCUCCUGUUAACAGGACCAAGUGCAUAGAGUUGGCCCAUGAGUUGAGGGGUUGGGUCCACCGUCAUGAAGUGCAGCAGACCAAAUCCAGGCGCAUGAGUAACAGCAAUCACAAACCCACCAGGACCAUUCUGAAAGCAGAGAAAAAAGAGGCUGCCCAGAUUUUGACAGUCCAUUACACAGAAACUACUGAAGAAAAGAGCCCGGGCAGUGAGCUGCAGGUGUACUACGCACCUCAUCACACCUACAGUGACUUCUUUGAAGAGAUCAACCGUCGUGGCGACACUUUCUACGUGGUGUCCUUCCGCAGGGAUCAUCUUUUACUUCCUGCCACCAGCCACAAUAAAGGAAGUCGACCCAAGAUGUCUGUGGUAUUGCCAGCCAUGAACAUAAAUGACAGCAUCAUCAGGGACAAAGAGUUUGAGGUGAUGAUGCAGAUCGACUGUGAAGUAACGGACACUAAGAUCCUCCACAUCAGGUCUUCCACCAUCCCACCUUUGCUCCGGGUCAACCACACAGACAGGUUUUACCAACACUCCCAAACUGACAGUCAGGCCGCACCUCCCGUCGGUGUGCUAAUGGGGUCUGCCUAAGAUCACCAUCAGCACCUGUGUUAAUUAUAACUCCUCAACAAAACUCAUAAAGACGAACUCAAGAUAAAACCUGAGUUAACACUUUAUUUGAUUGAUGAAUCAUAGUUUAAAGCCGGUGUGCUCCCACUGACUUUAUGUUUGCGACUGAGAUGCAAAUGAAUGUGCUCUGCAGAAAUCAUUACAAUACAAAGCUAGCUCAAAGGUUUUCGGCAACAGUCAGCCACAUUCUUUAUUAGGACUGAUAUCUGGAGGUAGUCUGUAACAGGGUCUGAGCAGACACUAGGUCCUUGUGUGGCAAAACUGACUUUUCCCUGUGACCCCAGACGCCCCACAUAAGGGUAAUUGCUUAGCGGCAGGGGGCAGAGCAUUGAACCCUGAGUCACCCCAUCAUAACACAAAUACUUUUACCCCAUAGCAGCUCUCCUCAAGUCUACUCUUGUUUUUUGUUUUAGGACAAAGCUUAGAAAACAAAUUGGUAUAAACCUAAGAUUUACCUACUUCAAAUUUUAAUUAAGACAGAAAAAUACAUUUGUAAUAUCAGUUUUGAGAAGCACAACAAAUUCUGUGUUUGUUUCUUAGCUAGAAAAUGGAGUGCUGUAAUUGUCUCUCUUACUCAGUUUUAGUCUCUUUGACUCUCUAAAAAAAGCAAAUUUCAUUAGUGAAAGUUUAUUAGUGAGAUGCCAGAUUAGUUACACGCAGCACCAGGGGCAUUCAGUAAACUCAGGAAGUCAGGUGAUCUGUCAAAUCUAACAGGCUAACCACUAUGUUGUUGGUUGGUUUCCAUUUGGUGCUCUGUUUUUAGCAUUGUAUCGAUGAAGAAUUUCAGUUCUUAAUUUCGGGUCUUUGCACUGUGCUUCACUUAUAUUAUUGAGCAAAUUCAGAUACUGUACAUAUUUAUUUCAAUUAUUAUGUAACAGUAAUGGCAACUUCUGCGGUGUGAUGCAGUGUGAUGCAAAUUUUUAAAUAUUAAAAGAAAGGAAACAUAAGUGCAAAUGUAGAGACUGGGAGAGUUCUUUAGUGUCAGUUCACUGGCUGGACAUGCAGAAAUUUAAUCCUGGAAAAAUGUAUUGUCAUCAAGUUUGAAAUCCCCACUAAAAAAAGCCACUGUUUGUCAUAAAUAACCACUGGUGAAAAAAAUAUAGUUUGAGUCCUGACUUCUCCGUCCACCGGCUAAACUGCACUUUAUUUUGUGCACUUAACCACAUAUUGAAAUUUGAACCUACUGGAAAUUCUUAUUUUAAAAAUUGUGUGGAUUUAUGAUAGAUUUUAGUACUGAGUUGUUGGAAACAUUUGCACUAUAAAUGCAGAACCUGGGAAGUUGAGUUCUGGCUUUGAAUGCCUUAUUUUGAUGUGUCUGUAACCUUGUUUUGACUACCUGUAAUUUGGGGGUAAAAUUGAUAUUAAAUAAGAAAUUAUACAUCAUCAGAAUUGCUAACCUUCUUCUUAUUCCUGGCGAGAUUUUUGUAUAUGUUGAUAAAGCAACAUACUAUACUUCUGUAACUGAAAGUGCAUUUCUUUUGUGUACAUGAUGGUACAGAUGGUUACUUUUUAGCUCAACAAAUGCCUGUAAAAAUUGUUCAGAAAAAAAAAGCCUUUUACUUGUGUUGUUCUAAGCCAGGCCUUCUUUGUGUGUAAUUAUUUUCCCUCAUUUUGGUUUGAAAAAUAUAUUUUAUUCACCCAUUGUUUUCAAUACAUCCCGACAGUAGUUAUGGAGAAGAGUAUAAUAAAAAACUUGUGAGGUUUUGUGUUUUGUAUUCAAUUAUGUGCAUAAACCAAAAUAAACACUGGAUUUUUCUCUAACUAUACCUGUAUGUGCAUCUUUUGGGCUGUUGGGGG
Xiphias gladius (swordfish) is the source of this 3881-nucleotide messenger RNA. RefSeq names its product activating transcription factor 6 (gene atf6). The record is from RefSeq and is a predicted model, not a curated record. Gene Ontology annotation, molecular function: RNA polymerase II cis-regulatory region sequence-specific DNA binding; DNA-binding transcription factor activity, RNA polymerase II-specific. Gene Ontology annotation, cellular component: nucleus. Lineage: Eukaryota; Metazoa; Chordata; Actinopteri; Istiophoriformes; Xiphiidae. Bases 114 to 2045 code for a protein of 643 amino acids. Gene Ontology annotation, biological process: endoplasmic reticulum unfolded protein response; regulation of transcription by RNA polymerase II. The transcript has 16 exons.